GGAGGCACACAAAGAUUUCACUUGGUCGGUGGUCUUCUUCAGACUGUACGUGUAAAAUCUGAGGUAUAUGUCGAGUAUUCCUUGUGAUCACUACUGGCUUCUACCGACCAGAUUCCUCAUGGCAUUGCUCACGGUUUUGUUGGGAACAAAGGAGGUCAUACCAUGACAUGAUUUGUGGAAACGCUGAUAACCUGGUAAUGGGUGGGGAGCUUUCUGACAAUGCCAACAGCAAUCACCAUUACAAAGAAGCCAUUGGAGGACAGGGAACCUCCAGAAAAAAUGAGGACAACCUGUGCCAGAGUGAUCAGAAAUCCUUCAAGACCUCUAACCAUAACCACAAAACUAUCCACAGCAGCAGCACAAAUCCCAAGCACUUCUCUGACAACUCUUCAGAAAGAAUAGAGAUCAAAGAGAGCAACUUCCAGCUCAUCAUGCAGAAGAGAAGCUCGAGGGACAAUGGCAGUAUUAUUCGAAACUGCAGAGAAGAUCAAACCACACAGGGGAGUUCUUGUUCCAAACGAUUGUAUUCUGCCAGUGAAAUGUUUGCGUUUUGGGAGCUUAAGCAAUCUGAGAGAACACAAAACAUCUCCAAUCUUAAUGUGUCCCAAAACAGCAACUUUUCCGGCAGGGUGCAAUCCAUUAAAUUGACCAAGAAGUCAUUUGAUCAAGAUCAUGUGAUACAGAAGGAUUUUCGCCCACAAGCUAGUGGUUCCAACAUUGAUGAGGAUGAGGUCAAUGAAGAACAGCGGACCUAUACAAGGACUGUUACCAUGCAGAGAACACGUAAAAGAGACCUCUUUUCAGAUUCAAGGAUUUUCUUUCAAAUAGAUAGGCACGUCCUCCGUGUGAGUCAGAAGAUUAAAUCAGACAGCGAAUUGUCAGUCCAGCAGAUUGUCCACCAGAUCCUGAACGUAGCUCAAACUGAGUUGGAGAAAAUUCGAGCCAUUUGGAUCUGGCUGUGCAACAAUAUAGAAUAUGAUGUCAGUGGAUAUUUGGGUUUCUCAAAGAAGAUGCACACUCCUCAACAGGUGCUGCAGUCAGGGAAGGGUGUCUGCUCUGGCUACUCCAGCCUUUGCCAAGAAAUGUGUAGACAGGCUGGGAUAACAUGUACUGAGGUUUCAGGACACGGAAAGGGAAUUGGAUAUAAUCUCGGACAAAGCUACCAGCACAAGAAGUCAAGCCAUAUGUGGAAUGCUGUGCAGGUGGACAAGCAGUGGUACCUACUGGAUGCAUGCUGGGCCGCAGGCGUAGUCGACAUGGAGCGUGGAGUCUUUAUUCAGAGAUAUGAUGAUCACUAUUUCCUAGCGGACCCGGAAGAAUUUAUAGAGUCCCAUUGGCCAGAUGAUCCAAAAUGGCAGCUAAUGGAUUCUGUGAUCUCAUUGGAAGACUUUGAACAACAGGUUUUUAAAACAUCUGCAUUCUAUAGACUUGGGCUUUCACUUGUCUCCCCAAAGAAGUUCCUACUCCAAACAGUAAAUGGUGAAGCUGCAGUGAGCUUGGGAAGUGCUCACACAGUGGAAUUCAGCUACAGUAUAACUGAGCUCGGUAAGAGCCACCUGGGGAACAUUGACACCUCUUGUGGAAUAAUGAGGGUGACGCCAAACGGGAUGGAGCUCAGAGUCAUACCACCAUCGCGGGGCAAGUAUGACCUUAAGAUUUUUGGGAAGCCACUGGACUCCAAAGAGAGCUAUACCUGGAUCUGUUCUUAUCAGGUCGACUGCCCUGUGACAAAGGUUCAUGAAAGACUCCCAGCCAAUCCGUUCACUUUCUGGGGACUGCACUGGAGUGCCAAGUGCGUUGGCAUCAGCAGCUGUAGCUGCUCAGAAGGUUUUAUUAACGCACCAGAUGGCUGUGCACUGUUGCAUUUCCAAACUUCAAGACCAUUAUCAGCAACAUACAAAUUGAUUCACGGAGACUUAGAUAAUGAUGUGACCAAGAGGUGCAUUGUGUCUCAAAUAGGGGAAGGAAAGUUGGUUUGCAAAGUUGCAUUACUGGCUAAAGGCUACUGCAGGCUCUCUGUCUUUGUUAAGCCAUAUUACCGAGAAAGUUCUUAUCAGAACAUCUGCAACUGUCUUAUCGAUUGUCCAAACCCUGUCAAUCAAAAUGAACUAUUUCCUGAAAACUUGAGUAACCACUGUGGCCCUGGGAUAAGAACAAAAGAAAUUGGUUUUAGCAAAGCCAGUCACCCCGAACCUGUUAUAAACACACCACAUGGCAAGUGCAAUAUUACUUUCCAGACUGCCAAGGAUGUGGAAGUUACUGCAAAGUUAACCAGGGAUGAGGCAAGCACUGAGGACUGUCCUUUGCAAAGGCAUACCUUAUGUACUCAUACAAAAAACAAAGUGAGCAUUGGCGUUAGCCUUCCUGCUUCCGGAGUAUACAAGCUAGGGAUAUUUGUCAGGCCGGAAGAUGAAGAGGAUUUUGGACACGUUUGCGAUUAUGUUAUCCGGUGCUAUGCUGAAUCACAGUGGCCUCCAUUCCCUCAGACUUACAACAUGUGGAAGAAGGGGUGUGUCCUCUUUGAACCCAAGUCUGGUGUGCUCCCUUCCGACAAGUGGGUCAGGUUCCGAGUCCAUAUUCCUGGAGCUCAUCGAGUUUUCCUCAUUGGCGAGUCCAUGAACGAACUGCACCUCAGCAAGUCCCGAGUGUGGGAGGGCAACGUGUUCACGGGUUCGGCGGGAUCUCAGCUGAAGCUGUCCGCAAAACUCGACUGA
Messenger RNA from Carcharodon carcharias (great white shark), 2714 nucleotides. It is a transcript of the gene ky, whose product is annotated as kyphoscoliosis peptidase. The transcript is spliced from 7 exons. Bases 168 to 2714 code for a protein of 848 amino acids. The record is from RefSeq and is a predicted model, not a curated record. Lineage: Eukaryota; Metazoa; Chordata; Chondrichthyes; Lamniformes; Lamnidae.